AUGGAUCUAUGCUCAGCACCACGAGGUAGUGGAAAACAGAGAAGUGGAAUUAGUCCUGCGGUACCGCCUCGGAUCUGUUCCCACCUCAGCGCCACCAACAUCACCACAGCCACCGCCGAUAGUAAUUCGCCAUUCCCCUGUCGGAAAUCUAGGUCCACUGUAGAACCGGCGACACAGGACGGUGUCUGGGCUCAUGGAGUCGUGCCUCUUCAUGGUGGUGACUCAUUGUAUGGACGACCCUCUUGGCUGAGUCAGCGUGAACAUCUGGGUCUGCGUGCAAUCGUGCGUACAAUCCCCCACACGGACACUCGUCUCACGAUCCCGGUUUACGCCAAAACAUGUCGAAGAAUCGGCUCCCUCUUCCUAGCAGACACUGCGUACUUUGUCGGUAUAUUCCAGACAUUUCAACGUGUCACAGAGGCUUGUUCUGUGGUCGUUCAAAAUGCCCUAUUCCGUCAUUUUCUAACUCAGGAGGCUUCUGUUUUUCAUAAGGCCGUUGUUGUUCCUUGUCUGGUUGAUUCUCUCAGCUACCUUACUGCACCUUUAGACAAUCUCAGCGUUCUUAUAAUGCCAACUGGGCUUGCAGUGGACAGCCUCACCUCCAGUCAACAACAGACGAUGUUCAACUGUUUGGGCAAAGGCAGUGUUCAGAGCAGUCCGUGCGUUGAGAAUGCCACGUCGGCUGGCCGCAGACACACCCUCGGUGGCUCCACCAUCGAUCCGCCGCCCGCGGCAAUGCGACACGUCAACCCCCCGCAUCCUCACAAUUUCGCCCAGUCGUCCGCCUCAAGACCCGUCCAGAAGGUCUCGUGCAGCAUGUGGAACUCCCAGACCGGACCGUCUUCGCCCACCACCAGCAGUCAAGGUGCGGUUGUGUCCUCGACCGGUGCAACUGCGUACCACCUGUCUGCUGAGUCACAGACCUACUCCCCCACCCCCCUCCACUCUCACACACACACAACCCACCGACCCCAGGAAUCAGAUUCCCUGCCCACUCGGUACUAA
Molecule: messenger RNA, 1005 nt
Organism: Mesocestoides corti
Lineage: Eukaryota; Metazoa; Platyhelminthes; Cestoda; Cyclophyllidea; Mesocestoididae
Source: the annotation of a GenBank genome assembly